Messenger RNA from Eleginops maclovinus (Patagonian blennie), 2693 nucleotides. It is a transcript of the gene ttc23, whose product is annotated as tetratricopeptide repeat domain 23. The transcript has 11 exons. NCBI's taxonomy places the organism in Eukaryota, Metazoa, Chordata, Actinopteri, Perciformes, Eleginopidae. The record is from RefSeq and is a predicted model, not a curated record. The coding region runs from base 270 to 1667 and encodes 465 amino acids. Gene Ontology annotation, molecular function: protein binding.
UACAGUUUAUGUCAGUGACAUGUUUUCAGAGUUGCAUAAGGUACCACAGCGUAAGGUAAAGUAAGGUAAACAAUGUGUGUUCGGUUAUUUUAAGCACAACCGCUUUAAUUCUCUGAUAUUGAUACAUUAAAUUGGCAGAGCACCAACAGUACGUAAUGAUAGUCGCUGUAGCCAUGGAUGUAUAAAGAGAGUGUAACCAAGGAAACAAAAACCGGAAAGAACACACACGGCUGAAGGCGCGGUAACGUUACGUAGAUUGUUUGUAAAUAAUGGCUGAUGAUCACGGAUUGACAAAAACAAGACCCAACUCCUCCGAGUCUCCAGCUGAAUCACCUGAAAGCAUUGGAACCACCGGCAGGGGUGUGAAUGCAUCUCCUUCCUGUUACUCAGACGUGUUGAACGCAUCCCAAACAGGAUAUGCAAAGAAGGAAUUUAUUUUGAUGGCACCUGAAGAAAAACUCAAACACUUCAACAGACGAGCUCAGGCAUUUGAAGACAACCAAGAGACUGAUGCUUGCAUCCAGGACCUGGUGCGUUGUGUGGCUCUGACUAGGCUGGUUUAUGGAGAUGGACAUCUGAAACUAGCCCAGGCCCAUGCCAGACUGGCUCAAGCAUACUUCCAGUUCAAAGGCUGGGGACUGCAGGCCCAGGAGCACUCAGCCCUGGCCAGAGAUCUGCUUCCUUUCUGCUCCUCCGUCUCCUCCGGCAGAUGUGAAAAGCUUGAGGUUCUCCUGUGUCUUCUGAACAUACACCUCACUCAGGGAGGCGCUUCACUGCUGACCGCCAAUCUCAAGGAGGCACAAUCCUCUUUUCUUGAGGCCGAACAAGUUCUUGAGGAGCUUCAUCAAAAGGGUGGCAUCAACCAGGAAGAGAAGAUGAGGACUGAGAUGGAACUCUCUACUGGUCUAUUCAGGGUCUAUAGGAGACAAAACAGGCCAGAGGAUGCAUUAAGCCAGUGUGAGAAGUCUUUGCAAGUGCUGAAGGACUGUGGUAAGCCAGAGAAGACAUGUUCCGUCUACAGGGACAUGGCUGCCAUCGAACAGGACAAAGGUCAUCUGGACCGAGCCAUAGAGCAUCUCUCCAAGGCUCAUGCCAUUGCUAUGAGUCACAGCCCAGAGGAACUGGAGGGGGCUCAGAUCUGCCACAACCUGGCUCUCCUCCUUUCUGCUGCAGCAGAGCCCCGUCACAAUGACUCUGCAGGUCACUACUUUGAGCAGAGUCUGAGUGCAUACAAACACUGUGCAGGCCCACAAGAUCCAGCCUUUCUCACGGCCCAGGAUGAUUUCUGUCGUUUCCUCCUCCUCAGUGGCCAGCAAGAGAGAUGUGUGGAGAUCCAGAGAGCUUCUCUUGCGACAAAGAGAUCUACUUUUGGUGAUCUGACUGCUGAGGUAGCAGACACCCUUCAGUUGAUAGGAAGUGUGGAGAUGAGUGAGAGCAGGGUCAAGCAGGCCCAUAGGACCAUGACAAAGUGCCUGGCGAUCCAGAAUUUGUUGUACGGCUCUCAGCACAAGAAGACAAAAGCUACACAAAAAGCUGUGGACAUGCUGGCCCGGGCACCAGAGGUGGCUGAGAGACAGCAGAGGCGAGGGAGAAAAAAAACAAAACCUCACACACAGUCAUUUUCACCAUCCGCUGGCAAUGAUGGACACUCAAUGUCUGACUCUUAGAAUCGAUUAUUUGAUUAAUUUGUCAGAACAAUGAUCUUGCAUGUUUGGACCUAGAACUAUAUCAAAUUUAAAAAGUGUGUCUUUCUUUUAUAUAAUAACACAGACAGCUACCAAUGUUGAUAAUGACCUUCAAUUGGCUUGUCAUGUCUAAUGGAAUAAUGUGAUAUUGAGUAAUAUUAGUAGCAUAUGAAGAAAUACCCACACUCAGAAAUCAUACACACAAUAGAUUUUAAUUGUGUUAAUCAAUUUCAACAUGGGCUGGAACCUUUUUCACCAAUAAGCAAUAAUGCCAGUUGUUAAACAUAAAUGAUUAUGUCAGUAAAAGCAAUGAUGUUUGACAAAGACAUGUUGGACAUUUGACUCAUUAAACAUUCCUCAUACAUCAAUAGAUUUUCUGUAUGCUGAUGAACACAUUUUAAUACAAAGAAAUGGCACAUUAUCCAGAUUACACUUUGUACAUAGAUGCACAGUAACCUUGCAAAUAUUCCUAAUCAAGCCACAGGUUAAGUGCACUGAUGUAAUCAUAUUUUGUUUCGAUAAUUGCAGUUUGCUGAGUAGAAUUUAUGGAUAUAUGCUGUCUCUGGGCACUUAAAUGCAGGUAUUUUUAGUUAAGGUUUUAUUCAGUAUAUUUCUAACAAUUAACAUAUUUAUGAAGCAUCGAUGCUUAACUUUGUGUAUUUGCACAUUACUUUAGCAUGAUAGAGCCAAGGGUUAGCCAAUCUUUGAAGAAAUGACUUGAUAGUUACAAAGUGUACAUUUUGCAGACACAUUAUGCAAGACUAGUCUGUAAUCAAACUGGACCAUUUCUGCCUCUGCAACUACUACGCAACAUAACAAAACCUAAUGAGCAGUGAAUUCUGCUAAGCUGCUCAUCCAAAAAUAGUCACGGUCAUGGACACGUAUGUUCGAGCAAAGGUGAAUCCUUCCUGUCGUCACUGUGAUUGCCAACAAAUGCUUACAAGCCAAAAGGCGUCUACACAAGACAUACUGUACAUCAAACUACAUGUGAUUAAAUGUUCAACACUA